This is a messenger RNA of Acanthaster planci (crown-of-thorns starfish), 1751 nucleotides long. RefSeq lists its product as uncharacterized. The record is from RefSeq and is a predicted model, not a curated record. Lineage: Eukaryota; Metazoa; Echinodermata; Asteroidea; Valvatida; Acanthasteridae.
CGCUUAAUGAACGGAACAAAAUCCAUCGAAGCGUCUGCUGAAGAAGGAAGUCCCACCAAAAAGAAAAUGCCAAGAAAAAGACGUAACAAGAAGGACCCAGUCGUCCAGAAACUGAAUUUUGACAAGGAAUGUGAAGAAACCACAACCAUCGGAGGCUCGUUUGAAUCAGAUAGGAUCUCUGAGGGGGGAGCCUCCGUUGAGCAUGAGAUCUGGGGAUGUGUUCCGAGUCCGGAAGCAGGUGGCCCACCAACCGCGUCAGAGCAGUCGGGCUACGCCGAGCUGAUACCAACGGACUUCGCGCACCGCGACCGUUUUAGGUUCUCCUGGCCAUACGGGCUGACGGAAGAUGACGACUCACCAAACCGGUUUCUAGUCAUGUGUGCAUGUCUGAUCGUCUUAAUUCUGGUUGUGCAAUGGAUCAAAACUGAAGGAUACACUUUGUGCUUGAGGUGGUACAUGGAGUUGUUGGACAAUGAAGAACUCGGCAACAGCGAGGAAAUGGGAACAUUGUCUUUCUUUAGUCUCUUCUCGGGCAUAUCAGGUUUUCUGUGGUCUCUGCUCGUCUCCUUCCUCCUUGGGUUAUCGUGUUUGCUCUUCUCCUGGAGCCUCACCUACCAAGAUUCCCUGCGGCCUGGCGAGUUUCCUCCUUCCCCCCUCUCUCCCAAGAAGUUCAGGAAGCGAUCGGGACACUCCUUCCACUCGAGCUACGUGAUGGCCAUCAUCAACGGGAUUGCGGUGUUUGCCUUGUCAGCCUGGUGGCUCUGCACAUAGCUUUAUCUGCCGAUGGGUGUGGUUAGGUAUUGUGGUAACGCUGUGGGUUCAGGUGCCCACAACUUUUAGUGUGUUCGUGUUGUGAGGGUGUGUGGUUUGGUAGGCAAAUUAAGGUGCAUUUCUGGUUGUGGUCAGCAAGGUAAACUCCAGUACUCAUCUUACCUGAUGGCUUCACGCGCGUUUUCAUCUCACAUGGGUGUGGUCAGAGCAUGGGCAUGGUCAGUGUGGUUCUGAGGAUUGAUCACAAUUGCUGGAUAUAUAUUUACAUCGUCAGGGCACUAGGUUGGGAAAAGCUCGACUAACAUUUCCCUCUAGCUCGAAUGAGAACCUAAAAAGCUGCUGUUCAUGUUUAAAUUAUGUCCGGGAUAAAGUUCUUGUUGAUGUACAGUAUUUCAAAAGCAUGAUUUAUUACCAGUUUAGUUUCUGGUUUCCUCUGUGGCUGUUAGUCCAUUUGACCAGAUUUUUAAUUUUAAGUUCUUCAGGUAUUUUCUUUUUCAAGUGUGAAUAGUGAUCUGAGAAAUAUCUUGAGUUUAUUUAUUUUGGCACAUAUUGCUGGCUCGUGUUUUACAUGUGUAUAUUUUUUUUGUAAAAAGACUUAAAAACGUGAUCGUCAAAAUUUAUCAGUAUUUCGGCCAAGGGAAAUGCAUGAUACAACUUUCAUUUCUGUUUUGUAGUUCAGGUUAAAAUAUUCGCCUAAAACAUCACUGUGUAGAAUGCACAUAAUUUUCACUAAUUGAUAUAAAAAAUUGAUUGAAAAAAUAAGACAGCCACUUUAAAAGAUACACAUUUUUACUCAAGUGAAAUGCAAUCUUUUAAAUUUUGUUUUAAUGACCCAACUGUUUUACUGUCAGUCAAAAACUGAAUAUAAAUUUUGUACCUAGGUAUGCUAUAAACGGAAUGCAUUGUUUUAAGCUGCACAAAUAUUUUCUGGAGUACAAUAUGUACAGGCCUAGUUUCAAAAGAUACAACUUUGAAAUUUA